CGCCCGCGGCGACCCAGGCGGGCGGCGGGAGGCCGAGCGGGGCUCGCCGGAGCAGAUCAGAAAGCCAGGCGGUGAAGAAAGUUGGCCAAGGCCACGCAGCGAGAUCAAGAUGACUACGGCCACCCCUUUGGGGGACACCACCUUCUUCUCACUGAACAUGACCACCAGGGGCGAAGACUUUCUGUAUAAGAUAUCUAAUGCAAUUAUUAUUAUUAUUAUUGCUACUAUACUCGUUACUGUUGUUUUCAUUAGGGAGUCUUUAUAUGAUAAGAAAAUGAGGACGAGGCGGGAGCUGGAGCCCAAGGGCCCCAAGCCAGCUGCCCCUGCUGCCCUGGGCCCAAAUGGCAACAGCAGCCAGCAGCCUGCAACUGUGACCUUCGGCCCUGUUGACGUUCAUGAGGAGACUCGGUGACCUCUACCCUGGUGCCAUCUCCGCCACUGUCCAAAGAACCUUCUCCAGAGGGAAGACUCAGAAGCACACUUCUCUGGCAGCUUCACCUUGAGUUGCUUCUGGUUAGGCGACAGAGGCAUCUUUUAUGCAAUCUCUGAUGCUUCAGGCAAUCCUCAACCUCCUUCUGCCCUGCCCCACCCCAACUAUGUCCAUAUCCCUGCUGCUACCCUACCAAAGAGCUGCAGAACAUUCCUUUGUCAUCGGAUGAGGUAGAGCGAUAUUGGGAAUCCACUAAUGUGGGUUUGGCCCUCUCCCUGCAAGACUAUAGCUAGAAAGACAGACAGACAUGGAGCCACGAGUCUUCUGGUCAGAGGUCAGAGGUCAGGAAAUGCUUCUGAGAGUGUCCCAGUAGGAUCUGCCACUGGAAUCAUAUCAGAUUAAGUGCCAUAUCCACAGCUUUGCAGAGCAAGAUAUUCAAUCCCAUAACAAGGCACAGGGAAACUAACGUGGACUAACUAACCAGAAAACAAAUUUAUUAAUUUAUAACUAGUCCCAGUACUAGAUGACCACUAGCUAGCUCCUGACAAUUGGUCAGCACAUUUUUCCCUCUUUAAGAAAGCUUAAGGAGGUAGGGCGGCAAAAAGAAAGAAAGAAAGCAAGCUUACAAAAAAAAGUGAAUUCAUCUCAAAAGGUUUCUGCUUUAUCAGGAGAAGGAAUAGGCAACCUUGAGGAAUAGUGGCCUCUAGGAUAAGAGCUUGUUGCAUUGUCCAUGGACCCAGAGCAGUCCUGGUGGCUGGUCAGGGCUCCUUCUCUCCCUGCGGGCUGAACCAACUGACUCAGUCUCAUUUCUUCAUUCCCCUGGAUCAGGAUUCUAAGCGACCUUGACUAUAACACCUUAUCUCCAUGGGCUGGUGUUUGGGGAUUGAUUAGAUUAUGUUUCCUAUGUCCUUCCUGGUCACUUUGCAAAGAGUCAAGCCAUAUUCAAAGUACCAUAUUCACAAACCAUCUCUCUGUAGGGAGCUGAUCUCUGACUCCUUAGCCUGGAGAACAAUCUACUACUGAGAAGGGAAAGUAUCUUGGAAUUAAGAAGACCUGCCAUCCAAGCCCUACUUCCUGGUUGUGUGGUCUUGGAAAAGUGACUCAACCUCUCCAUAUUCAGCUUCCUAACCACGAAGUGGAAAUGACAACAUCUGCCUUGCUGGGUUAUUUUAACAAGCCAAGGACUUAGUAAAGCAGCUCAAAUAUAGUGCCUGGCAACCAGUAGACACUUAAUAAAUGGGAACCAGCAUUAUUAUUAUGGGUUUUCUUCAAUUGUAAGAUAUACAUUUGUUCACAUUUUAAUGAUUCUGAAAUCAGAAUGUCUUACAAUUGAUGGCAUCUUGAAAAAAAAGUAAUAAACCUUUAUUCUGUUACACAAAGUGACACUCUGACAUGUAACCUCAAAUUCUAGAAAUCUUUCUCUCUUGGGAUCAGAAAUGCCUUUUGAGGGGAAAUUGACAGCCAGGGAGGUAACAAGUCUAACCCAGGGCCACACAACUCAUGUCAUCCCACUGUAAAAACAUUCAGUGGAAUAGCUCUGGAAAAAUACUGGCAAAUUCUUCCUCCCCAGGUAUCAUUGCUUCCUACCUUGUUUAAAUAUCCCCCAUCAAUACACUUUGCAAGUUGCUUACACAUAUGUUGUCUCAUAGGAUUUAAUUUCCCCAUUAACUCUGGGAGAGAUUAUCUUUUCCAUUUGCAGAUGAAAAUUUCUGACUUAGAGAGAAAAAAAUAAGUACUUACCAAAAUCACACAACUAGUAAGUUGCAAAGACAAAACUCAAAACCAGGUCUCUUGACUUCAAAAUCCAUCUUUUUGUCAUAGCACAUGUCCCCCUGCCAUCCUGGCUCAAAGAAGCCCAUAUUCUUUUGUGAGCUGAACAAGAAGACAGGCUUGUGUAUGUGUUUGAGUGGAAGUCAAGGGUCUAGCCCAAGCCAAAAGUGAGGGCAAAAGCCACUCUGGUAGCCUCCUUCAGGCUCCCACCAUCACAGCCAAGGGAGCCGUUGCUCAACCCAUCCAAGCUCUAAGGAUUCCUAUUUCAUUCACCCUACUGCGUAGGCCCAAGGAGCAAGGGUGGAAUAGCAUCUGACCAGAGCAAAUCCGUUUCUUUGAGGACUCAAGCCCCAAGCAAAUAUGCUCCCCUAAGCGUAAUGCUUUUUAAAAAAUUGGAGUAUUUCGGCUCAAAAACUAGACUCUUCUGCCCACUAUGGAAUUUUCUGGGAGUUAUCCUCUAGUAUAUGUUCUUUGGCUAAAUGAAGGCUUGAAAAAGGAGGAAAGAGGGGGAGACAGAGUGGUGAGGGGGAGGCAAAUAAAAGGAUUUUUCGUGUUUUGUUUUUGACCCAUGAAGAUAAUUCAAUAAAUAUCCUCUAAGAAGGGCUCCUGUGUGCAAGUCGAGGUGCCACUAAAUACACUAAGACUCGCUCCCUGCUCUCAAGGAGUCUGCUGGGCUCUUGGCAGGGAUGGUACAACACAGUUAUGUACUUUGUCUCUGACCAGGUGCCUUUAUUAACUGAGUGGAUGCUGCCUUAUUUGGCCACUGAAUCAAUAAAAGUUAUUAAACGCUUAAAGAAAAAUGUCUAAAAAAUAAAGAGGUUUAAGUCAAAUAUAUUGAGUUGAUUUCAAAUACCUUUUCUAAAACUUUCCUCCCCCAACCAUGUAAACAAGAGUCCUAUGGAAAAGCCUGAGUCUUUUCAAACAUUGUAUUUUAAAUUCUAAAGACUAAUGGAGGCCAGCCACAGUAGCUCAUGCUUGUAAUCCCAGCACUUCAGAAGGCUGAGGUGGGA
Microcebus murinus (gray mouse lemur) is the source of this 3210-nucleotide messenger RNA. Lineage: Eukaryota; Metazoa; Chordata; Mammalia; Primates; Cheirogaleidae. The record is from RefSeq and is a predicted model, not a curated record.